UUUAACAGCAUCCAAGUGAACAGAAGCUCAUCAUGAAUGGAGGAGCGGGUACAGCUCCUCAACCUCAUUGUCCCAACGUAAGAAUCCACUUAGGCGCCCGGCAGUAAUCAAUUUAGCCGCGGAUUCGCGAGAAUAAAAGAUGAAUGCGAUCUGUAAUCCGCAGAACCCACUCCGCCGCAGGAUCGGUAACGGCACUCCAAGCGAGGCUCGAGCUGGAAUUAAAGUGCUUAAUUAAAAGGCCACUGAUCAGUGUGCUAUUUAUAGGCGCGCGGUGGGGAGACUCUCCUGGGUUAUUUCUGUUUUAGCGAGACGAAAGAAAAAAACAUCUUUCGCUCGUUUCAUAAACACGAGCGUCAUACACGGAGGCUGCCCUUCUGCUCACCGUUUGUCUAUUUAAGACGGGCCCUGUCAGAGCUGCGCUGCUGUCUUGUCUUAUCUUUUUUUGAGGACUGGGAGACGUGCCUGGUUUCUCAAUCUCGCGCUGACAUUGCGCAUGCGUGAUCCGGCCGCGGCGCUGAGAUGCAGCUGUGGGAUGCGGAGAGGGGAGUCCCGACUCUGCGUGGUCGAUGUUAACCUCUUUCUGGGGCCGAACAAACGCUACGGGUGGUCUGUUCCCUGGAGACCGCCUUGAGGAGGGAGGAGAGAGAGCGGGGGAGAGGAAAGAGGAGGCGGGUGCUGUCUGCUCUCGUUACAACAGUCACCAACCUGUGGAUGGUGGCGGCGCGUGCUGCGGAUUAGAUACAGUCUCGCGCUGGGGUCAGUGUGCGCGAGCCCGUCUCUUGCCGCCAGGACCGCAAACAACAAGUGCAGGACAUGCGGUGCUUGUGAAGAGCAGCUCUGGCUGUAUGAAUGGCCCUGCUAUGGACGAAGUUCCGUUUCCCAGAGUCCGCACGCGGCGGAGGAAAAGUCGCUGCCUGGCCGGUGCGUGCGAGCGCGAGUUUGACUGCAAGGAUCUUGAGACUCUCUUCCAGAAGUACAACCUGAAGCUCGAGCAGACCGCCACGCUUAAAGCGCUGGCCAUCCUCAUCCUCGCCGCGUCCGCGUUGGCGCUCGUGGAGCUGCUGUCCGCCGGCUCGCGCUUCACCGUGUCCAAGGGCUCGCACCCGGUCCACUGCGUCAUCUUCACCUCGCUCUUCAUCGUCACCAACGUUAAAUAUCUGCAGGUCACACAGCUGCAGCAGAUCGCGCGGCUCGCGCUGCUCUUCAGCUUCACGUUCGCGUUGCUCUGUUGCCCGUUUCCUCUCGUGCUGGGUCACGGCACGCAGGGCGCGCAGGGGGCUGAAGCACCGAGCACAACACCUGAGCAGGGUGUCUGGCAGCUGAUGCUGGUUAUUUUCGUUGCCUACUCUCUGCUACCGGUCAGGACGCUCUUGGCGGUUUUGUUUGGCAUAUUGGUGGCUGCGUCGCAUUUCAUCUUGACGGCGACAUCUGUAACGGCGCGUAAUCCUCGCGUGUGGACACCGCUGGUAGCAAAUGCAGUGUUGCUGGUCGGCGUGAAUCUGUCGGGUGUGUUUGUUCGAGUCCUUACUGAGCGCGCCCAGAGGAAGGCCUUCCUACAGGCCAGAAACUGCAUCCAACAGCGCCUGCAACUAGAGGACGAGAACGAGAAACAGGAACGCCUUCUAAUGAGCCUGCUGCCCAGAAAUGUUGCCAUGGAGAUGAAGGAGGACUUCCUGAAGCCACCAGAAAGAAUCUUCCAUAAGAUAUACAUCCAACGACAUGACAAUGUCAGCAUCCUGUUUGCAGACAUUGUGGGCUUCACCAGUCUAGCUUCACAAUGCACGGCCCAGGAGCUGGUCAAACUGCUGAACGAGCUCUUUGGGAAGUUUGAUGAACUCGCUACUGAAAACCACUGCAGGAGGAUUAAGAUCUUAGGAGACUGUUAUUACUGUGUGUCCGGCCUGACCCAGCCCAAAGCGGACCAUGCUCACUGCUGUGUGGAGAUGGGUCUGGACAUGAUUGACACCAUCACGUCUGUUGUAGAGGCUACUGAGGUGGACCUGAACAUGCGUGUGGGUUUGCACACCGGCCGUGUGCUGUGUGGGGUUCUCGGGCUCCGCAAGUGGCAGUAUGACGUCUGGUCCAAUGACGUGACACUGGCCAACAUGAUGGAGGCAGGAGGACUGCCUGGGAAGGUUCAUAUCACCAGAGCAACACUGGAAUGUCUUAAUGGAGAUUAUGAGGUGGAGCCAGGAUUCGGCCAUGAGAGACACUCUUUCCUCAGUAAACACGCCAUCGAGACGUUCUUCAUCGUGCCAUCACACAGACGCAAGAUUCUUCCAGGGCUGAUCCUAUCAGACAUAAAGCCAGCGAAAAGGAUGAAGUUCAAGACCGUGUGUUACCUGCUGGUGCAGCUCAUGCACUGCAGAAAGAUGUUCAAGGCUGAGAUCCCUUUCUCCAACGUCAUGACCUGUGAGGAUGAUGACAAGAGACGAGCGCUGCGAACAGCUUCUGAGAAGCUGAGAAAUCGGACAUCAUUUUCGGCGGGCAUGGUGCAGAACUCUCCCGGGACCAGAGUGAACCGUUACAUCGGCCGUCUGAUAGAAGCACGACAGACGGAGUCUGAGACAGCAGACCUCAACUACAUUACCCUCACAUACAGGAGCAGAGAGAGAGAGCAGAGAUAUCAGCAAGUGUAUGACGAUGCCUUCAUCAGUGCGGUGGUUAUCUCGCUUGUCCUCACUUCAUUUUUUGCAGUGGUCUAUUUCCUCAUCUUUCCUCAAGGUCUUCUGGUUGUGAUUCUGCUGGUUCUCUGUUUAUGUUUCCACAUGGCAAGUGUGAUGUACCUUCACAUCACUCAUGUGCAGUGCUCUCCUGACUGUCUGACCCUGCAGAUCAGAAUGGUCCUGUGCGGGUUUCUGGUGCUGCUGAUGUACUCCGUGACCCAGGGGUGUGUGGUGGAAUGUGUUCCGUGGUCACUGGAGGGGAAUUCUAAUGUCUCCAUGGUGACAGUCGUCACAGUCAACAGGACCGGCGUGGGCUCCGGGGUGUGCAAAUACACUCCGUAUGUAUUUUUAUCAUGUGUGAUGGCGUCGCUCUCUGUGGCUCUGUACCUCCGUGUGUCAUCACUACCCAAGAUCCUCCUGCUUCUCCUUCUCAACAUCCUCCACACUGUCGUCAUGGAGACCAGCGGCUACCGGAAGGCCAUAGGAGGUGGAUUCUUUCACACACAUGGCUAUGACCCGGUUCUGGCAAUGCUGUUGUUUUCUGGAGCUCUAGUGCUUCACUGCAGACAACUGGACCUCAAACUCAGACUGGACUACCUCUGGGCCACCCAGGUGAGUGCACAUGCUGAGGAGGACAGAGAUGACAUGGAGAGAGUGAAGUUGGACAAUAAAAGGAUUCUCUUUAACCUUCUGCCUGCACAUGUAGCUCAACACUUUCUGCUGUCCAACCCGCGAAACAUGGACCUGUAUUAUCAGUCUUACUCUCAGGUGGGUGUCCUGUUCGCCUCCAUCCCCAACUUUAAUGACUUCUACAUUGAGCUGGAUGGAAACAACAUGGGUGUGGAAUGCCUCCGGCUGCUAAACGAGAUCAUUGCCGACUUUGAUGCGCUGAUGGAUAAGGAAUGCUACAGAGACAUUGAGAAGAUCAAAACGAUUGGCAGUACAUACAUGGCUGCGGUCGGACUCGUCCCCACUGCAGGAUCCAAGGUAAAGAAGUCCAUUUCUGUGCAACUGUGCACAGUGGCUGAUUUCGCCAUUGAGAUGUUUGACGUACUGGAUGCGAUCAACUACCAGUCCUACAAUGACUUUGUGCUUCGAGUUGGAAUCAACGUGGGACCAGUGGUUGCCGGCGUAAUCGGGGCUCGCAGGCCUCAGUAUGACAUCUGGGGAAACACAGUCAAUGUCGCCAGCAGAAUGGACAGCACUGGCAUUCAGGGAAAAAUACAGGUUACUGAGGAAGUCUUCCGCCUACUCUCUGGUUAUUAUCACUUCCAGUGUCGUGGCCAGGUCAGCGUGAAGGGCAAAGGUCAAAUGCUCACCUACUUUCUGGAGGGCCGAACCGCGCAAGCUGGGCAGCACAUGCGACCCAAGAGCCCCAAGCGUGGGUCAAGCCCCUGCAUCCGGACCAAACUGGGAUCAGCGCCUGCUGUCAGCAGCUACGGGGUGAAAAGUCACACCAUAGCGCAUGUUAGCACCCCAAACAACAGCAUUAUGUACCUGCCCUCCGUUUCCGUCGACAUGGAGAUGGAGGUGUGAUCGCCAAGAAGACUGGUUCUAUGGGGUGUCAAUCGAUGCAUUAGUACAUCAGAGGCAGGGAGGGAAACCGAGCACAAGGUAGGAAGUAAGAUGAAAAACUGAGGAGAGAAACAUUCAAACGUGCCAAACCGAGAAAGGCCCUCUCCCCUUCAUGCAAGUACAUAAUAAGCAUGUAUGUCUUUCCGUGUGCGUAUGCGUGUAUUUUAUUGAGUCUUCCCCGACCAACAGGAUAUCAGGGUCUCCUCAACGGGAGCAUGCGAUCUACUGCAAAAGGCAGCUUCACACCAGCCGAGGAGACACAUACCCAGUGUGUGUCUGUGUGCAUGUGUUAUCUUGCAUCUGAAAAUGUCAAGAGAUGCCACGGCGAUUCAUAUUUUGAGUGGCGAGGACCUAACAUUUUGUUUAUGACAGCGCUGUAUUUUGUACGAGACAGUUUCUGAGACGACAGAACACGUGUUGGGUUUUUCCUACAAAGACAAAGGAAAAGAUGGUUCCUCAUAUUGAGAUAUGCUUUGAAGAAAUUGUUUACAUGAAGAACACGUCACGGGUUUACAGAUGUUAGCAAAGUGAUUCCCAGCUCUACAGUUUUCAGGCACUCGUCUGUGUAUGCAGAGAGAAAGAUGUAGAAAUUCUAAACAACCGUAGUGAAUCAGAGACUGCAGUGAUUUACUAGUGAAUGCUAACACUAUCCUGUUUUGUAAUCAUUUACAGAAAGUCGGUCGGGUGUGUGACGUGGGUAAAUGUUUAACUUUGCGUGGGUUGGAUCAGCACAGUUUUCCUGUAUGUGAUGUUUGUACGCACUUGGUGCUUGGACAAAACAUCUGUAUGCACUUGCUGCUGCCCUUUGCUCUCUGGGAAAUCCUUUCCAGGAAUAACAUGACAGCCGUUCCCAUUGCGUUAAAUAAGCGCAAAGGACAUGAACUAUCGAUACAAUCGAGAGGUCAGCACAAUCGAGGCUGUCACUGAUAAUACUAUUCACAAAAAGCAACCAAAUUGGCUUCCAGUGUGUGAUCAAAUUGCUUGACAUACAUUUAUUCCACAUAUAUUUGGUCUGUGGUUUUUCUAAGUGGCACUUCGCUUUCAGAUUCUCCUAUCAACAGUAGCAUCUCUCACUGUGCUUGCGGAAUGAUCUUUACCAGCGGUUGAACAUGCAUGAUAUUUUAGUGCUGGAUGUGUCAUGUGCAGUCUAGAUCUUAGGUUAAACAUCGGGAUUUUAGUGCAUCUGUUUCAGAGCAUGCAAACAUCUCAAAUCUGCUCUCAGUUGGGAAAGCCUCACAAGCCUCAUUUCAGAAUGAUCUUUUGAUUUUCUUUAUGUACUAUUACUGUAUCUUUGAUAGAUUUCCCAUGAUGCCUAGCUAAUGAAGUUUGGCUUCACGCAUGCCAUUCUGCAUGUCCCUCUCAGCAUGCUGUAAUUCUGUCACGUCGCUCUAUUUGAUAACUGAUUUGUGUCUCUAAUGCAUGCCUACUGCAAAAAGAAAACCAAGUGUUGAAGAUAUGUUGCCAGACAUGCUUUAGUAGCACAGCAUGAAGCCCAGAAUAAAGGCCUCGAUGAACCGAAACAUCUUUUUUUUUUUCAUCCUUUGGCGUAUCUGCUUACCUGGUCCAUGUGUGGUGCUGUGGGGAAAGCUUUCUGGGAGUUUUGUAGCAUUGGCGCCUUGUCAAGCUCUUGAAGUGACUGCCUUUUUAUCCAGGGUCUGUUAGAGAAAGUGUAUCUUUUGGAAAAUCUGCCAAAACAUACGGUUACCAACAUAUCAAACUGUGUUCUUUUAUAGCGCAACUCUGCGACAUUGUGUGCAUUCGGUUCCAUUUCGAACUUUACUUUAAUAUGGACUGAUUGAACCACAUGGGGCUCAAUACUGACUCGCAAAUGGGCUAUUCCUUUUUUAUUUUUCAACGUUUAAUUAAGCUACGUUUUCAGGAAUGAUCUCUCUGAUUAUAUAUAUUGUUUCGCUGCAUUAGGCUUCAUUUAACAUACACGGAAUUUCACAUAUUUAUUAACGUAAAGUAAGGAGCUGUUCAUUCGAGUUUCAUCUAUGUACAUUUUUGGUUUUUAUGAUAUGAAUGCCAAAUGCCAAAAUGCUUAUCGUAUCACUGAAUAUUUCAGAUUUUAUGAUCCAACAAAUGUAGCCAAACAGCUAAAUGGUUCUAUUUGAUAUGGCUUAAUAUAAUCUAUUUUGACUACAGUGGCCUAACUUACUGCUGUUAUGAACAUUAAUAAUAUAUUAACUAAUAAUGCAUAAAGUGUGCACAGUAAAAUCAUAGAAUAGAUUUUCAUGUCGAUUAGAUAUUUUCAUAUUUGAUACGGGUCAAAAUUAUUGUACGUAUUAAAUAUAUUGUAGAGUAAACUAAAAGAGUAUUUUAUUGAUGAUUUGUAAUAUCUGUGCUCUUUUUGGGGUUCUAAUGUAUUUAUUGCGAUGGUUCUAUGUGAAUGUAAAUUUCAUAUUGAGAUCUUUUAUACUUGUGUUUGCACUGUUCAGGAAUAAAAUAACAAUAAGAGACGACGUGGGGCUUCUGCGUGCUGUUUGCAAUGGUUGUGCUGUCGUAGACGUGGCCUUGACAUUGAAUAAGGAGACGUCAAUCUAUGAACUGAUUGUGAGAGUGAAUGACCU
Carassius auratus (goldfish) is the source of this 6811-nucleotide messenger RNA. Its product is annotated as adenylate cyclase type 1-like. Gene Ontology annotation, cellular component: plasma membrane. Lineage: Eukaryota; Metazoa; Chordata; Actinopteri; Cypriniformes; Cyprinidae. The record is from RefSeq and is a predicted model, not a curated record. The transcript has 20 exons. The coding region runs from base 567 to 4202 and encodes 1211 amino acids. Gene Ontology annotation, molecular function: adenylate cyclase activity. Gene Ontology annotation, biological process: intracellular signal transduction; adenylate cyclase-activating G protein-coupled receptor signaling pathway; cAMP biosynthetic process.